AUAGUAGCUUAGAAGUAUGCCAAUCGCAGACAGGUGAGCUAGAAGCUAGGAGGGUGAAACCUCGUGCAGAAGGAGAAGUGGUAAAGGAGCCCUGAUGCUGCUGUGGAGAUGCUACAACCAGAAGGAAGAAAACAUUGAAGGGCACAACAAGAAAUAGUUUGAUACCAGGAAGGAAAUUACUGAGUUUAUUUGCAUCAUCAUCAGACAUCGGACUCCUCUCCAAACCGAAGCAGUUGUAGCCAUAUCAUCAGAGAGCCGGAGAACUACAAUGUCCUGAAGUCUGAAUUUCACCACUACGCAGAGGGAUUUCGAUUUCUACAGGUUUGCUACAGGAAGCAGAGUCAUGUGACGACUCCCUGCUGCAAGUUGAGAGAGGGAGGGGGAGAAGAGAAAAAUAGAGAGAAGACAGAGGUGGAAUCAACCAGCUAACACAAACGAUGCGGUCACUCAUGUUGUGUCAGAGAACAGCCAGGCUUUGUCACUGUGGACGUGGCUGAAGGGCUGCGAUCUGAAGAAUUUACCCAGCAUGCACGUGUUGGACAUCAGCUGGUUCACUGACAGCAUGAGAGAGGGGAGGCCUGUUGCUGUCGAGACCAGACAUCUUGUUCAGGACACCGUGGCCUCAUUUCCAGAAAGUUCUACACCCACCCCUGAGGUCAAAGUUUCCCGAUAUGCCUGCCAGAGACCGACAAGCACGGAAAACUACAACGCGACUUUCACAGAUGCGUUUGAAGUCAUGGCACAGAGCUAUGAAUUCAGCGAGAUUGAAGGCCCAUGUCUGGCCUUCAGGAGAGCUGCUUCGGUCCUGAAGAGUCUGCCCAGUGUGGUGGGCUCUCUGGGGGAGGUUCAGGAUCUGCCCUGCCUCGGAGAACAUACUAAGGCGGUCCUAGAGGAUAUUCUUCAAUAUGGCCGUUCGUUUGAAGUAGAGAGAAUACUGUCUGAUGAAAGGUAUCAAACACUGAAGCUGUUCACAAGUGUGUUUGGGGUUGGACCGAAGACGGCGGAGAAGUGGUACCGCAGAGGGCUGCGCUCAUUCAGCGGCAUCCUGACAGAGCCCAGCAUCCAUCUCAACCAGAUGCAGCAAACAGGUUUUCUGCAUUAUGAAGACAUCUCCAGGGCUGUCAGUAAGGCAGAGGCCCGAGCCCUUGGGAACAUUAUUGACGGAGCUGUCCACGCAAUCACAUCGGACGCCAUAACGGCACUGACAGGUGGCUUUCGAAGGGGAAAGGAGUUUGGUCAUGAUGUUGACUUCAUUGUGACCACACCAGAGACUGGGAGGGAGAAGAGUCUCUUACCAGACAUCAUCGACAGAUUCAAACAAGAAGGCAUUUUGCUGUAUUAUGAUUACCAGGCCUCCACCUUUGAAUGGUCCAAGCUUCCCAGCCUCAGGUUUGAGGCUAUGGAUCACUUUGCCAAGUGCUUCCUGAUCUUGAGGCUGAAGGCAAGCCAAGUGGAGGGAGGUCUCAACUGUGCAGAGGAAGACGACAGGGGCUGGAGGGCUGUGCGUGUGGACCUGGUGUCACCGCCUCUGGAUCGUUACGCUUAUGCACUGCUGGGCUGGACCGGCUCCAGGCAGUUUGAGAGAGACCUGAGGAGUUUUGCUCGAUUAGAGCGGCGGAUGCUUUUGGACAACCACACCCUGUACGACAAAACUAAGAACAAGUUCCUGGCAGCUGCGACUGAAAAGGACAUCUUUGCCCAUCUGGGUCUCGAGUACAUCGAGCCUUGGCAGAGAAAUGCGUAGGCUCUGCUCCUCCCUGACUGGAUGAUACACCCCGCGUACAGCAGUGUCUGCUUGCUCUGCUGGGAUUCGCUUUCAAACAGCUUUUUAAUUCCAUACAGUUAUGCGUUGUUGUUGCCAUUGCAUUCAUUGUUGUCGUAUGGAUUACAUGCCGCUGAAUGAUUUAUAAUUCCUUAUUGUCUGUUUGCGAGUGAACACUCCUUCACCAUUCUCGUCUUGCCUGUCUGUGUAAGUGUUGUAGUCAUGGUCAGGACACAAAGAGAAAUCAGACAAGAGUAUGAAUCGUCUCAGGAGCCUGCGAGGUGCAGGAGAGAGAGGAAGAGCGUGAAAGAAACGCAGAGGGAAGCAAAAGAGGAUGACCACGGAGAGAAAGGAGCGAGAAGACAGGAAACCAUGAGGAAAGUGAGGGGGAGGGGAGCUUUUGUAGAGCAAAAUGUUGUAAUCACCCUCCUCCUGGCAGGAAAGUGCUCGGCGUGAAGCUGAGCCAGGUCUCCGGGGAAUUGAGAGGCGGGUAAUGAGCUUCAGAUAGAGGGGCGUUUGGCGUCGCCAUUUAGCCUCCAUUUAAACCUACGUCCACUGGAGAUCAUUUAGCUGGCAUUCUGCUAUCCAAAGACCCAUAGCCUCCGCUCUUGUUCCACAAUGAGUCCCCUUCCCCAGAUGCUCGGCUGAAAUUAGAGGCACUCAGCUGCACCGGGAAAUUAGGAGGAAUUCAGACGGAAGGUAAAUGAGUCCACUAACCACACGGAUGGAUCUUGGCAUUCAAAGCGACUCUGGCUCCAGUUCAUAAAACAUCCAUUAUCUUAUUGCUUUGACUUUGGCUCAUGUAUGAAGGUUGUUUAUCAGGAUUCUUGUCCUUAUUUUUCAAAAGUGCGGUGGCUCUGUAGGACAAAGUGGAUAAGUUUGAAAAUGCUGCUGGCUCUGUUUUAGUUUGAAAACUGAGACGGCAUUGUAGCAUUGACAGGUGUUAACGGAGAUCUUAACUCAGUUACCGGUAUUCCUGAUUGGUUCUUACUCGCCAUGACUGUACUACCUGCAGUGAAGACAAUAUAUUACACCUGUGCCGUUAUCACAAGCUGGGAAUAUCGGUCUGUUAUCCUCUGGAAAAGAGGAGGGGUGGACUACUGGCUGAAGGGAAUACAAUUGCUGCCUAUACCUGUUGUAGAAAUGCUGGGGAAGCCACCCCUGUCCAGUGGACGUAGGUUUAAUUGGAGGAUAAAUGGCCAAACACUAUUAAAUUACUAUUACUAUUAACAUUAUCUUAGCUCAAUAUGCGAAUGUUGCCUCUAUUGUGUCACGCUGUUCGUGUUGUCCAAUGCUAGUGAUGCAAAAUGUGUGUCUCUUCGCGGCUUUGCAGUGACUUUGUUUGUCACUUUAUUGCUUCUCGUUUGGGUUGAAUGCACCAGUAGUCAGGAAAUCUCUGCUCUCGCUUUUUACAAUAGUUUUUUCUUAUUCUCAGUAUUUACUGUCUCAAAGCAAUUAACUGCAGUGUAGACAAUCUAUUCUGUUGACAUCAGCAUGCAUAUGAGCAGUGUAUGUGAGUGGUUAAAUGACAUUUGUUUUAAGGUGUCUUGUUUUGGACACGGAUUGUUACUCACAUGGAGCUAAAACAAGAAAGUAUUGGUAUGGAUGUAGCCUGACUCAUGUCUCAAGUGAUGACAUGUCCUGUCCUAAGGUCCACACACCCAACCCACUUUCCCAUCCGCCUCUGGUUUAUCCCAGAGUUCCUCAAUGAGAGCAGAGAUAGAUGAGAGCAAGCCAUUCUAGUGGAAUACCCUAUUUAAAGAUUUUUAAGUAGAACAGUCCAGCACUUUGAGGACUUGACCCAGGCCUCCUCCCUUUAUCCUCUCUUCUUUCCCCGUCUCGCUCUUUGUCCCUCUUUCUCUCCCGCCGUGCCGCCCUCUCCACCUUGCUGGCACAAAACAGUCUGUAAAGGUUCUGCGUUGUGGUGUUUACCAGAUGGAGCUGACUCUGGAACCCUCCUCUCCUGGGUUAUUUAGUGUUUUCACUCAACGGAGAUUAACUAUUUUAUAUAGAUCUCUCCAGAGUAAAACAAAAUCAACCUGACCUAAAUAAAUUUACAUUUGUCCUGCUCUCCUUUUUCUUAAUUGUUUUUCAAGUGCAAAUGGAAUUUCUUUUUUCUUUCACAUUAAAUAUUCAGUAGUGUAAAGGGAUUUAAAGGCUGUACCAUUCAUUCUAGGAAUUCACACAUUGUUGUUUGUUGGACUUAGAGAGCCUUAAACUGUUUGUAAAGCUGAAAUGCAAAGAAGUUAGUGCAGAGAGUAAAAGCUAUCUGCUCCAAAGUCCUCCAUCUCAUUCCUAAUACAAUUCAUUUACAAGAUAUCACAGAUUAAGUGAGGUCAUCUUUUCUGUUUGCUGCUUUAUCUGGCUGUACUGCAGGAUUUAACUGUGACUGCCUAACGAUACAGCUGAUUAUACUGGAGUACUUCAUCGUUUAACCUCAGUGAACUGUGGUAAGUACUCAUUGAAAUACAGACAAUUUAUUUCUGCACGGGCAUUUUUACUCCUGUAACACACUUUCUGUGUUUGUGCUGAAUAAACAUGAGUCGAAAUCGGUUUAGAUGAAAGGGCCAUAGGGCCACAAAUGCUAGAGUGCUGCUGCAUGGUCCUUAUCAGUAUAGAUUAACUUGUCACUGUAACUUUUCAUAAUGUGAAUUCAUGUUGAGUUCAAUGCAAAGCUGCCAGGUUUGGUGUUUUCUAUAAAAACUGACACGUGAGAUCCUUGAGCAGAUGAUGAGCGGUGCCAUUAGAUGAGUUGGUGCCCCUGGGACCUAUGAGCUAACAUUAGCACGGCUGGUAUCUUUAGUGGAGCCGCACUGUGCUGGUUGUAGAUAUUUACUGUGUAAAAAGGAUGACAUGACUUGAAAAAUUCCAAAUUCCAGCUUCACCAAGAGAUCAACUUUUAGCUGAAGGUCAGCUCCAAACACUCAGAUCAUUUGCUUAUUCAUCACUUUCAGCCAAUCACAGGUGGCCAUUCUCUAUGCAAAU
Messenger RNA from Pleuronectes platessa (European plaice), 4747 nucleotides. It is a transcript of the gene dntt, whose product is annotated as deoxynucleotidyltransferase, terminal. Bases 527 to 1744 code for a protein of 405 amino acids. The transcript has 13 exons. Gene Ontology annotation, molecular function: DNA nucleotidylexotransferase activity; DNA-directed DNA polymerase activity; DNA binding. The record is from RefSeq and is a predicted model, not a curated record. Lineage: Eukaryota; Metazoa; Chordata; Actinopteri; Pleuronectiformes; Pleuronectidae. Gene Ontology annotation, cellular component: nucleus. Gene Ontology annotation, biological process: double-strand break repair via nonhomologous end joining.